AUUUACGUCUAGUUUACAGUCGCAACCUCCCUGGCAAGUGGAGCAAAAAAUGUUCAACAAGAAACCCCGAAGAAACUUUCGGCAGAGAAAAGACAGCUCCAGCGACGAUGAAGACCGGCCGAAGAACAGCGGAGAAGGAGACGAAAACGAGAAAGCUACUCCAGCGGUGCUAAAUAAGCCGUCUAAAGUGGCACAGGCCCGCGGCAUCUCAUGCAGCUCCAAGCGGGAAGCGACGCCUCCGAAGUCGGACAGCAGUGACGGAGAAGACGAGGAGACGUUGGAGGUGACAGAGGAAGGAGAUGAGAACAAAAUAGAGAAAGAGGGACUUAAGAAGAAAUCAAACGCCAUCCUUAGCUUCUCCGACGAGAAAGAAGCUGGAGAAUCAACAUUUAAGUUGAAGAAGUCAUCUGAUAAAGCGGUACUGUUCCAGGUCAGGAAGAAGGAGGCUCUACCUGCUAAGUCCAGACACAGCAGAGCCUCAGUCCCAUCAUCUAAUUCUCCCAGGAAAGAUUAUGGCAGUCAAGCUUCACCACAGUCUCUGCACCAUAGUGAGGAUGAGAAAGACGAUGACGAUGAUGAUGAUGAUGAUGACGACGACGACGAUGAUAAUGCUAAUGCUAACAAUUAUGACAGUGACAGUGACAGUGAAGAAGGUGGCAACAGGUCUCCCUCAGCUAGCUCAGCCACAGACUCCAGCUGCUCUGCUGCUAAACCAGUAAUUAUCCCUAAUGCCGACGAGAUCAAAGCAGCCAGGAGGCAGCGUCGUGCCACUCGAGCCCGGAAAGAGUACAUUCCCCUGGGUAGAGAUGGCCGGAGCUCGGCUGGCAGCACCCCAGAUCACUACAGCAGGGAAGAUGAAGACGACAGAGUUGAUGAUGAUGACGACGAGCCAGAUGAUCACGAGAGAAGAAUUGAGUUCGCCCCACGAUUGAAGAGCAUCAGGGAAAGGAUUGCUGAAAAGCUGGGAGGAAGUGAUGGCAGCCUCUCAGGAUCUGAUGAGGAAGAGCAGGAGCUUUGGGAGGAAACACAAAUUGGGAAGGGAGUCAAGAGACGACCAGGCGAACAGAGUCCAUCUGGCAGUGAGUCCAGCAGCUACAGCAACAGUAGCAGCAGCAGGCAAGACAGAGGAAGACAAAAGAAGCGAUUGGCAAAGGCCAGAAUCCCAAAGACUCUUCCUCCCGUCACCGUCUCAAUGGUCAAGAGAAGGAUCACUGGAAAACUCGACUCCUUGAAAGAGGUGCACAGAGCACGGCAGGCAGACCUGAGGAGGAUGGAGGGCGAUGUUGAGAGCGCUAAAACGUCCUUGGAGACCCUGGAGGAAGGUUCGUCAGAGGGCCAGCUGAAGUUUUACAGGACCAUGACCCUCUAUGUCCACAACCUGGUGGAGUGUCUGCAGGAGAAGAUUGUUGAGAUCAACUCCUUGGAACUGGAGCUGCACAUGCUGCUGUCUGACCAUAUGGACAUGCUGUUGGCUCAGCGACGAGAGAAGAUUAAGGAGCAGGCUGAUCGCCUGCAGCAGCUCAGCUAUAACAAAGAUGAGAGGAGUGGAAGCUCAGCCAAUGGAACAGAAACUCAGAGUGACGAUGGUACUGAUGUUAAAACUGAAGAAGACUUUAUACCUGAAGACACACAGCCUUCACCAGAGGAGGAAGAGCAGCUGCAAAGGAAAAUAGCUGAUAUCCUGUCCAAGUCCCAGGCAGUGUUUUCUGACGUCCAAGACGACUUCUACAACGUUAAGAAGAUUCUGUCUCGCUUUGAAGAAUGGAGAGGAUCCUACUCGGACUCCUACCACAACGCCUACAUCUCUCUGUGCCUACCCAAACUGCUGAACCCCAUCAUUAGGCAUCAGCUUCUUGCUUGGAACCCUUUAAAAGAUGUCAGCGGAGACUUUGAAAACCUCCCGUGGUUCACAGGAGUGGAGACCUUUUGUCAUGGACAUGGCCAUGAGGAGCUCGAGAACACAGACAGACAGACACUGUCUGCUACCAUAGAAAAGACCGUCGUCCCCAAAAUAACCGCUUAUGUGGAGCUGGUGUGGGAUCCCAUAUCCCAGAAACAGUCCACCUGCCUGUCUGAUGUUUGUCACAGGCUGAGGGAGGACUACUCCAUCUUUGAAGGAGAGCAGAGUAAGCCAGUCAAGACAUUCAUAGAAGCUGUGGUCCGCCGGCUGAGGAGCUGCGUAGACGAAGACGUCUUCAUCCCCCUGUACCCCAAAAACCUUCUAGAAGACAAGUCGUCUCCUCAGCGUCACUUCAGGGAUCAGCAGUUCUGGACGGCCAUUAAGCUGCUAGGUAACAUGGGGAAGUGGGAUUUGCUGCUUCCUGAGUCUCUAUUGAAGGAGCUGAUGUUGGACAAGCUGCUGAACCGAUACCUGAUGAUCACCCUGUGCAGUCAAACACUGUCCAACAACGCUGCCUACGCUUGCCAAAAGAUAGCAGACAGUCUGCCACUCUCAUGGUUCAAAGGAGAGAGCGUGUGUUUGCCUCAGCUCCAGAAUUUUAGAAACCACAUCGUUCAGAACGUUCAUACCAUCUGCAAACACCAGCCUGCUGAAGAUCCAAGCACCAGGUCUGCUGUGGUAGAAGUUCUGAAGGUUCUCAGUAAAAUCAGGUGUCAUGACUCUAUCAUGGCGAUAGCAAAGAAAUACCACUAUGAAGACGUCGUCUACUCCCACCAGCUGCUGAACCAGGAGACAGUGUGAACAACAAAUGCUGACUGGAAGAUGGAUCAACAUGAAACAUCCGUGGUGUGUGUGAUUUGGUUGCAUAAACUAAAUGGCAACAGACGUCUUGUUUAACCAAAGCAGUGGCCAAGAUGAACUGUGCGGGUAAAUUAAUUCACCUUUCUACAGUUUUUAGUCAUGAGCAUUGUACUGUCUUGUAAAAGAGAUAACUGUAUAUUUUUAUGAAUAAAUAUCUGAAUUUUGCUAAUA
This is a messenger RNA of Stegastes partitus (bicolor damselfish), 2932 nucleotides long. RefSeq names its product GC-rich sequence DNA-binding factor 2 (gene gcfc2). Gene Ontology annotation, biological process: mRNA splicing, via spliceosome. Gene Ontology annotation, cellular component: nucleus. Bases 50 to 2701 code for a protein of 883 amino acids. The record is from RefSeq and is a predicted model, not a curated record. NCBI's taxonomy places the organism in Eukaryota, Metazoa, Chordata, Actinopteri, Pomacentridae. Gene Ontology annotation, molecular function: DNA binding. The transcript is spliced from 18 exons.